GUGGGCGGAGGCUCCAACAUGGGCAGAACAUCGUUCGGUAGGGCUGUCCUCCUCACCUGGUUGCAGGCGUCUUCAAUCGUGGUGGCAGAGGUGCACGCAGGUGGGUGGGUGUGGACGUUGUUUUUCGUGUUGGAAGGGCGUCAUGGAGGGCUGCGAUGGCGAUGCCCGUGUUGUGCUGUCAUCGAGGGAGAAGACAACUGUCGCGGCGACUGCGGUUGUCGUUGUCCGUCGUUUCCAAUUGAAGAGGGCGGCCGGGCGCAUGAAGGCGGUGCUUUCGAGGCGGCGGCAGAGGCUUCUGCUGCGGAGGGUGUUGGACGCCCCGGACUGCAUCUCCACAUCGGAGGCCGUGGUUCAGCUGUGCACUGCAAUCGGGUGGGGUUUGCUUCCUCGGGCGACGCCACCUUGGUGGUUGAGGCGGAGAACUGGCGGGACUUGGGAGGAUUUGCGGGUGUGCAAUGACGCGACAGACGACUACUUCCGUGAAAAGCUCCGCAUGUCCAGGAGAGUGUUCAUGGAGAUCAGCGAAGCCUACACGCCUCAUUUGAAACGACAGGUGACGUUUUACAGGGAACCGCUUCAGCCGGAGCAGAUCGUCGCGUACGCGCUCUAUAGGUGGGCUACAGGAGAGUCAUACGAGAACAACGCAUCAUCCUUCGGCAUAGGCAGAACUUCCGGAGUUCGAGUCCUGCGCGAUGUGACAGGUGCUUUGUUGAGGGUGUACGGGGAUAAGAUAUCGUGGCCGACUGGGCUGCGGAAACUCCAUCGAUUCUACCGGCUGGCGUCGUCGAUCCACCUGUCCUCGUUCUCGACGCGGCCACACCUGCUGUGCCCACUGCCCCCUGCCUUCGCGAAAGGACUCCACGUUCGUCGCCCGACUGACCAGAACACCAGCCGCGGGUAUCAGGAAGGCCCGACGGCGCCACUGAAGGCGGUGCGUGGUUGGUGCCGGAAGCUGGGUUCACGAGAACGGUGUGUGUGACGUCCUCUGCACUUCCAGACCUCAAACCGAAGCUGAGAUCUACGAGUCUU
Molecule: messenger RNA, 1029 nt
Organism: Chara braunii
Lineage: Eukaryota; Viridiplantae; Streptophyta; Charophyceae; Charales; Characeae
Source: the annotation of a GenBank genome assembly